AUUUGAUGGAGUGUAGUGGGGCGAAACAUCCAACGGCACAGCACAGAAACCAUUAUUCAUGUCAUAAAUGGAUAUGCGAACCUUACAAUGAUAUAGGAUUACUAUAGAAGUUUUGGAGUUGAAAUAUUUUAAAUUUGUUUGUGUUGUACGCUGGUGAAGGCGAUGGAGUUGGGUUGAUACUCCAUCAUAACACAAAAGCUAUAAAGUUGGCUGCAUUGCUGCAAAAUGACAGACAAAUAUUCUAAAUCAUGAGUUCGACAGCGUUGGUGACAGCUUUGCUUGGUGUAGCCUUCUGCAUAAUCAUCAUAGUCGUAUCAUUAGUAGCACGCAGAGCAUGGAAGCGGAGAAAGGUUCCUUCGGAAUAUCCGUUGAGGAAACAUUCCACUCCAACUCCGACAACACAACGAAAAUCAAGCAAGAUUUUUCGAAGUAAAUCCUUGGUGCGAAAUGAAAUCCCGGAGUUUGUGAUCCCAGGGACACAACUUCGGUUGGUACAACCCAUAAUAACCCCCCCGACACCGACAGUGAGAUCAACUUCCCCCCGCGCUACGAGUCCGACGGAGUUCACACAGAGCUGGAAACACGACGAUGAAGAAGCGUCGAGCAUCCAACCAAGAGGAUAUACAGUGUCAUUGCCCAUUCAUCGAAAAAUAUCGUUACAACCGUUAGUAGAACGUGAUACGAGAGAUGGAUCCGAGCUGAAGCGUAGAGCAUCAAGUAUCGUCACACCAAGGACAAGCCCACCCCAAGCCCCCACAUCACCGAAGAAGCCAUUAUCCCGUAACCCAAGCUCAAGCUCGAUCGACCUUCUCGCGAUAAAUGUACCGCCCUCCACCCGCAGCGCAGGCUCAAGCCUGGAAGGCUCUGGCAACUCUAGUCGCCAGUCCCCUGAUGAAAGCCCACGACUUCUGAGACUUUUCCGUCAAUCAAAGCAUCAGAUCAAACUCACUGGAGCAACUUUGGAAUUCUCACUCCAGUAACAAAUUAGCCAGCGUUCGUUGAUCCUGAACAUAAUGCGCAUUCGUAAUGUUAUGAUUCCGGUGGAACGCAAACAGGACGGGAAGUUAUGCCUCAGCAUUCAACUCAAGCCAGACAAGUUUAUCUGGGAGGCGCAAACCAAAAUAGUUCAGGGAACAGAGAAUCCAAUUUUUGGGGAGAUGUUCACAAUAAGCGGUUUCUCUUUAUCAAAGUUGCACGACUGCGCCUUGCUUUUCAGACUGAAUGAUUUUAAUGUUGAUCAGACUAUUGGCGAGGUGACCUAUUCACUGAGAGACCUACAGCCUGAUGUCUUCACAAGUCGGACAAGUCAACUACAGCAACCUCUUGGCGUUCCUAAGGAGAAAGAUCGCUCUUAUGUUGGUGAUUUACUGGUUUCCAUGGAUUAUGAUCCCAUCGAUUGGAAGUUGAACGUGAAGAUUAUCAGAGCCAGGGGGUUGCCUAAAAUGACGAGAGUUGGACACACAGACGCUUUUGUUAAAAUCAACGUGAUGCAGGAUUUAAACAGAAUCUUCAAAAGAAAAACCAAAGUACAGCAUCACGAAUGGAACCCAGAAUUCGACGAAGGAUUUGACUUUGAGUUAACACGCGAUCAGAUGCAAUCAACGAGCAUCACAAUGAAAGUGAUUCACCGCGGAAAACUACGAGAUCAUUUGAUUGGCGUCGUUUUGGUCGGAUUUAACGUUGACCCAACCGAGACGGGUUAUCAACACUGGAAUAUGAUGAUGGAUAAACCCAAUUUAUCAAUUGAACAAUGGCAUAAAAUAUAUCCUGUUUUGAAAUGAACAAUAACCUUCAAUAGCAUAUGCGAUAUGAUAUAUUUUUAAAGAAAUCGAUAGACUUAAUAUUGAACGGUUACACACUGCAUGAAGGCAAGGUGAAUAUACAUAGGUAAUAGUGAAAACCAUUCGGUUCUAUAUGCUAUAGCGUAGUGAAAAAUUACAACAAUUUUAUUUUAUCAAUUCUGCUGAAAACGCACAAAAUAAUUACACCGAUAUUUAUAUUUCGAGGUAAAAGGGCAAAUAUGCGAUCAGAGACCCUUAUAACCACUUAUGCUGUUAUAUCAGAUAUAAAACAAUGUAUUUCCUGAUUUCCUGAAAGAGUUUACUCAUGUAAAUUUUAAAACAUUUCUGUAUGGGAAUAUCACAAUGAAGUUAAUCCUAAAUGAAAACUGGUAAAACAGAUCCCUAUGAUCAGUUCUAGCAUAGGUAAGCUGACUUAUAUGCAAAAAUAUUCACGAAGGACUGGUUAUCAUUAUCAACAAUGAUACAUAAACAGGAUGUCUUCGUUACACAAACAAAAAACUCGACAUAGCUACUACGAGAGCAGAUUGCUGCAAGACUGUUAGUCGGUUAAAGGAUGAAGAAUAUAUUUCACAGAAUGAAUUUAAUCGUUUAUUUCUUAUUCUUGAUGUAAUAUUCUAUACUUGAGGUGGUAAAAUUUCAAUAAAACAUUAGAA
Messenger RNA from Dendronephthya gigantea, 2455 nucleotides. Its product is annotated as synaptotagmin-1-like. Gene Ontology annotation, molecular function: calcium-dependent phospholipid binding; SNARE binding; phosphatidylserine binding. Gene Ontology annotation, biological process: regulation of calcium ion-dependent exocytosis; regulation of dopamine secretion; cellular response to calcium ion. Lineage: Eukaryota; Metazoa; Cnidaria; Anthozoa; Malacalcyonacea; Nephtheidae. The record is from RefSeq and is a predicted model, not a curated record. The transcript is spliced from 6 exons. Bases 1014 to 1781 code for a protein of 255 amino acids.